CUACUUUCCCCUCUUCCCCCUCCCCUCCCCCUCCCCCCUCCCCGAAGCGCCUCACACCCCCGCACACACGCUACUCAUGUCGUCCGGAUACUCCGGGCGUCCAGGCCGUGGGCCGGCGUCCUCCGGGCCGAACGCCGCCUCGCGCAGCCAUGUGACCCACAGCAGACACAGUCGGUCCACCUACUCGUCCCGCCCGUCGCACACUCGGCCCAAUCUUCCGAAGAAGCCUGACGCUGUGCAGGCCGCUGCGACCUCCUCCACACAGCAGCCAGGCGAGUCUACGGGCUCCAAGGAUUCAAACGCCCGGCCCCAGGGACGGGGGGAAAAAAACAGCCGCACUCACGAUGGACCUCCCGAGGAUACGGCGACCCGGCCCCGACGGGCCCGUGGAUCUGCCGGGUCUUCUGCCACCACCGCGCAGCAGGCCGCCCCGCGCGAGCUGCAUCGCAUGCAGUUGGAGCAGAUGACCCCGGAAAAGGCCUCCGGUACCCUGCUUGCGCCGUACAUUUCGCUGUCGGUGCUUGCGCACCACAUGCGUCUGCCCUCGGAGGCCAGCGCCAAGCUGGAUCUCAUGGCUGCCGCCGAGGCCGGUGGUACUUUCUCCAUGAAUCACAUGUCCCUGGUUCCCAUGGAGCCGGUCACCUCCCCGGAGGUGGUAGAUCUCCACCAGCGUGCCCUGCGUCUGUUUGUGUCCCAGCUCCAGGAGGUGGUUUGCAGUCGGUGGGCCGAGUUCUGGUCGUCGAUUGCAUAUGCGCCAGCGGUGACUGCUCACCUGCAUGCUUACCUCUUGCUGGGGCCGCAUCCCUCCUCGGCUGAUGCCUUCUUGGUGGACUUCACCAAGCACUCGCCAGUCCCCGAUCCGGUGGCCCGGCUGGCCGAGACGCACCAGCGCCUGGUCUUUGCGGCAUUCUGCCGUGCGGCGUCCACCAUCGAGGGGUCACGCCAUCUGACUCCCGACGAUUACGAGUCGCUCCUGGAUCAAUCCAACAUCUACACCAUGGACGCGGUGUUGCGUGCAUGCCGAGCCUUUUCGGCCAAUGCUCCCGGGCCAAUGGGGGAUGUCCUGCGCUCGGCUCUGGCGCACAGUCGAAGCUUCCGCGAGGUGCAGCAGAUGAUCUCCGAGUCCCAGCAGCUGGAGGCUCGCAUCGAGCGCCUGACCGGUACUGGGCAGGUUCUCUGCCAGCAAAUGGCCGACGAGGAGACCGACGCGCCAGAUAUGGCCAGCGACCUGCUCAGGACCCUGCGCGCUCUGCAUGAUGAGUUGGCUUCGCUGGAGCAGUUCCUACAUUGCAUGGGGUCGAUCCUGCCGGCUGGCGGGCUGCCCGGGUCGGCCGAGCGUCUAAUGACUCGCUGGCUGGGGCCGGACCUGGCUUCUGGCCCCCUUGUUCGGGUGUACUUCCGCCUGCUGCCCGAGCUUUUCCACAUGCUAGGGCAGUCCUUCACCGAGGAGGACUUCGCCGGGGACGGCACGCGCGCGGCGCGGCCAAUUGACCUCAUUCACCAGGUGGCCAUCCUGUUGGAGGCACGGUUGAUUAGCCUCUUUGAGGGCCUUCUCGACGCAUUCAUCGUGCGACGCCUCAUUCAUCCCGAGACCGGCUCGAUCACCCCCUCGCAGCUGAAGACGGUGACCAACUUCCUGGUGCUCGUCUCCAAGCAGGAUCACGCGUAUCCUCCCCGUUAUGACCUUAUUGAAUGCAUCGACAAUGCCAUCGGUGUGUCAGCAGCCCUGUUUAACUUCAAGUCUUCGGCCGCCUUCGACGAGGGUCUCUUUGCCGACAUCCUUUCUCGGUACUUCGAGACUUUCACGGCGGAAAAGCAUCAGAUCCUCGAGGCCUUUGCCAGCGCCGGGUCCACGGCCGGCGGCGAGGAUGUCGCCGAUGGCGCGGACAUUGACCCGCCUCUUGGCAUGGAUCGCGCCCUCUUCGACCUAAUGCGGUCCCCCGUCAAGGAGGAUGAGCACCAGGCCAUCGGCAUGGUGGCGGACAUCCUGCCCGGGCAGUUUGGCGAUGGGUUCCUUCUGUUGGCCUUGCGCUCGCUCGGGGGGAAUGUGGAGCUUCUCUGCUCUCGCUUGUUGGAAGGGCAGUCACACUUCCCGGCCCUCGGCGACACAGUGGCCAGCUUUACCCUUGAGGAAAUGCGCGAGAUCCUGCGCCCAGCCGCCCGGCCCGUAUCCAUCCAUCAGGCUCGUGGGACGGUCUGGGGCGCACCUGAAAUCACAACCAACGUUACCGUCCUGCGCCAGGCUGGUGGCACAGGUCAGAGCAGCAAAUCCGGCAUGAUUUCGACCGACGACCGCCGUGCAGCCAUCGAGAGUACACGCCUGCUUCUGAGUACCUAUGAGGAUGACUAUGACGACACAUACGAGCUGGUGCAGGAGAACCUGUCGCAGUUUGACCGGUCCCGGGAUGGCCCGGAUCAGGAUUCCCGGGCGGAGGGCGGGCGGACGACAGGCGCCACUGGAGCUGGCUCUCGGCCUGACGCUCGCCCGGCGCCCACGCUUGUUCGGCCGAACCGAACUCCCGCAGAUAAAGCUGCCCCCGAAGCCCGGCCAUCAUCAUCCUCCUCCUCCACCCCAUCUCCGGCUACCAAUGCGCGUCGCUCGGCUCAAAGUAAGAAGGCCGUGCAGCAGCAGCGCAAGAAUCUGGCCCUUAAGAAGAUCACUCAGUAGGCAUCUCUAGACCUGAGCCACAAAUACCACCUCCUCUCCCCUCCCCUCUCCCCCCCCCCCCCCCCUCUC
This is a messenger RNA of Fonticula alba, 2737 nucleotides long. RefSeq lists its product as hypothetical. The record is from RefSeq and is a predicted model, not a curated record. The transcript has 5 exons. The coding region runs from base 77 to 2668 and encodes 863 amino acids. Lineage: Eukaryota; Rotosphaerida; Fonticulaceae.